Talaromyces rugulosus is the source of this 1329-nucleotide messenger RNA. RefSeq lists its product as uncharacterized. The coding region runs from base 1 to 1329 and encodes 442 amino acids. NCBI's taxonomy places the organism in Eukaryota, Fungi, Ascomycota, Eurotiomycetes, Eurotiales, Trichocomaceae. Gene Ontology annotation, cellular component: mitochondrial outer membrane. The record is from RefSeq and is a predicted model, not a curated record. The transcript is spliced from 6 exons. Gene Ontology annotation, molecular function: nascent polypeptide-associated complex binding.
AUGGCCAACCAAUGCUCCGGUCAUGUGUUCGCCAUUGUGCAGGGCACCAACGGCAACAUCCUGACCUGGCGCUGCUCCGACUGCAACUCGGGUCCCUUUGUGGCCAUCUGGCGCUGCAAGAUCUGCGGCUACAACCGUCGUGCCCCUGCUCCUCCAGAGAUCGAAAAGACCGAGUCCAUCAGCACGGCGUCCCUCGUCGAUGUCGACGCUCCCUCAGUGCAGUCUGUUCACUCCGACUUCCGCGAGCAGGAAGUGAAGACCACCACGCAGGCUGAGCGGCUCGAGCGCGAGGCCGAAGAGGCCACCGCCCGCUCCAAGGCUGCUGCCAGCAAGAAAGCAACGGCCAAGGCCCAGGGCAUUAGCAAGAAUGCAGACAACCCGGUCUAUAUCGGAAACGCCGUCAUUGCUGCUGCCGUCGGUGCUGGCCUUGGUUACGGCGCGUACCGAAAGCACACUAAUGGCAAGCUUUCUUGGGAGGUUGCUGGUAUCUGGGCGGGCGCUGUUGGUCUUUUUGCCGGUGUUGACUACUUUGUUAGCAAGUAUGUUUUUUCUUCCUUCCUCUAUUCGCGAAGCGUGGACAGCAUGAAUUCGCUAUUUAACUCUGCUCUGAAGCAGUCCUCCUCGAUACGUCGCGAUCUUGACAUCUUUGCCGAGUCGCCUUCUACUACACCGCCCGCGCUACAGGGACAAAUAUCGGCUUCCCUCGCCUCGUUUUCGCGCACGAUAGACGACUACUCGGGCCUCGCAAAGAGCGAGCUCAUCCCAGAGAAAAAGGAAAAAGCGAUUGAACGAGAAAAGAAUUUCCGCACUGCGCUUUCGGACUACCGGCAACAGUUUGAGCGGCUGCGCAAAGAGCGAGAAGAAGCUGUAUCGGUCACGAAUCGCAGUGAGCUCUUCGGCCGCCGUCCACACAAUGCCACCACGCCAGAGAACCCCUAUGCCGACUCGGCGCUGCCCCGAUCCUCAGCAUUCGGCGCCGGAAACGCCUCGGGCUCGUCGGGCGGUGGACUGAGUUUUGGCGCAGGCCCAGGAAACACAGAUCGCGAGUCGCAUGCGUUGCGAGAACAGUCCUUUUUCACGCAGACAAACACUCAACUAGACGAGUUCCUAGACCGCGGACGUGCCGUGCUCAACGACCUCGGCCAGCAGCGGGAUAUGCUCAAGAACACUCAGCGCAGGCUGUACAGCGUUGGAAACACGCUCGGCAUCAGCGGCGAUACUAUUCGAAUGGUCGAGCGCCGGGCAAAGGAGGACAAGUGGAUAUUCUGGGGCGGAGUGGUGGUGUUCUUUUUGUUUUGCUGGCUCGUGCUGCACUUUCUCCGGUCAUAG